Anastrepha obliqua is the source of this 1495-nucleotide messenger RNA. RefSeq lists its product as uncharacterized. The transcript is spliced from 2 exons. Lineage: Eukaryota; Metazoa; Arthropoda; Insecta; Diptera; Tephritidae. Bases 434 to 1495 code for a protein of 353 amino acids. The record is from RefSeq and is a predicted model, not a curated record.
UCAUAAUAUUUACAUGACAAAUAUUUUGUUCAUGCAGGUUAUUUGUGUGUCCUCAUACCGCGACUCCACUUGUGUGAUUGAAAGUUUUGCUGAUAAUCGUUUUUGUUGUUUCUUACACUUUGUUGAACAAGCUAAUUAUAAAAGUGCAUGCAUCAAAACCUUCCUUGGUGAGUAGCCUUUUGACCCACAACAAGAGUUUUGCGUAAAUAUUAAAUGCAUCCAUAAAACAGUGGCCACAUUGAAAAUAAAGCAAUUGGGGGGUCGUGAGACAGCGUAUUCGGGGGGUCAUGAGACAUGCUAUUUCCGUAAUCUAGGAACAUUUAAUAGUAUUCUACAGCCGUAUCUCGCAUUUCUGUGUUACGUUUAGUGUUAUUUACACUGUAUUGGAUAAAUACAGGGUUUUUGAUAAUUAAUUAUUUAUUUUUCAGACAUUAUGGUGCGUCAUAAGUAUAGUCAGACUGUUAAACCUGCGAUUGAUGCCAAUGUUUUUGUGGCUGCUAUUAAGGAGGUUACAAUCGCGAAAAAGUCUCUACGAUCCGUUGGUAGCGCAUAUAAAAUCGAUAAGUCGAAAUUGGCGCGCUACAUUUCAAGUCUGAUGGAAGCGAACAUAGACCCCACAACCACUUCGAAUGAAAAACUUGUUGAUUUUGUUUCAAAUUUACUCAAGAGAACUGGUGGAAAAAAGAUAUUUAGCGUAGAACAAGAAGACGAGUUAGUGCAAUAUCUUCUUCGUGCCAGCAAAAUGUACUACGGUUUGUCUAUUUGUGAGUUUUCCAAAUUGGUCUACGAGUUUGCAAUGAAGUGUAACAUUGAAUAUCCAGUGGAGUGGGACAUUCACGGCAAAGCGUCGUGGGACUGGUACAAUGCAUUUAUGCAUCGGCAUCCAAAUCUGUCUCUUCGUACGCCAGAGCAGAUAAGCGCGAAUCGCACCAAGGCCUUUUCAAAAGCCAAUGUUGAUGCAUUUUUCGUUAACCUUGACUCUGCCGAUGCCGAUGCCAUUAAUUUGGAAGUACCCAGUCCAUCAACGAUGCCAAGCACAUCGACGAUUCCAAACACAUCAGCUGCACCAAUUCAGCAUAUAUUACAAGAGGUUGGUCCUCUGAAACACAGCGCUCCGAUCAAGAAAUCUAAUCGAGGUCGAAAAUCAAUGGGCAGCACUAUUUUGACUUCGGAAGUUAACGUGGCCAAUUUACGCCGAAAAUCUGACGAAAAAAAAGCAAAAGAUUCUCAGAAUAAAGAAAACCAGAAGAACAAGGCAGCAAAAGCAUUACCAUCGAAGCGCGGACGUCCUAGAAAAUCUUCGGUUGUAAUGACGAUUCAAAAUAUGUCGGACUCUGAAGAUGAAGACUUUUGUAUUAUCUGCAAAGGUGUAAUGCCCAAAAAAUUAAACCGAAACAAUUCGAUUCACUGUAAUACUUGCGAUAGACCUGUUCACUUGAAAUGUGCAAAUUUAACAGCCGGCUAUUACACCUGCAUCCAUUGUGAAUCUGAUUAA